Myzus persicae (green peach aphid) is the source of this 990-nucleotide messenger RNA. RefSeq lists its product as uncharacterized. Bases 1 to 990 code for a protein of 329 amino acids. The record is from RefSeq and is a predicted model, not a curated record. Lineage: Eukaryota; Metazoa; Arthropoda; Insecta; Hemiptera; Aphididae. The transcript is spliced from 3 exons.
AUGGCUGGUUCAAUCAUUGAUAAUGCAGCUAUAUACAAGAAAACCUUUACAUAUAUACCAGCAACACCACCUUCGGAGCUCAUCGAUUCUACUAACUAUACGUUAAACUUCGUGAAACGUAAGUUUAUACAUAUUGGGAUCGAUCCGAGUGAUAUGUUCAGAGUAGCAGUGCAUAUAAUAACUCCGUCACGAUAUGUUAAUAUUUCAACUGACUUUCUAAAACGGAUAUUUUCACUGAUGGGUAAUAUCCUUUCAUUUAUUUUGGAGCAGCAUGGGAAAUAUAAAAGAACCAUAUUUCUCGAAACAGAGAAUUUCAAAUUAUCAAGCAUGAUGUAUAGCGGGGAAAACACCUUAGUAAUAGAGUCAAAGAUACAAGAUGGAUGUCGAGUUCUUUUAAAUCGUGUGGAACUCAUACGACUUCAAUACUUGGAAUGGUGUAUUUUUGAAACAAUUAUACGAAAAUCAACUAUUAUGCAGCCAAUCAUUUUAAAUCAAUUUGAAAUAUUUACUGAAUAUCUGGAUAGAGAACUUACUAAAGUGGAAUCACCACCAACAACGAGUGAAGAAAUGGUUAUAUUUAUCAAUAAUUUACGUGAUGAUCAUAUUAUUACAAACAGUCCUAAACAUGAUAUUAAUUUCAUUAGUCAAAUCAAAAUGUAUGCAUUUCCACAAUUAGCUGAACACUCGAUACAACGGUGGAAUAGGGAAAGGUCACCAAAGUUAUUUGAUGCGACAUUGAUUUCAUCAACCUCACCAAGUUUUUCACCAUCAAACAAUAUCAUGAUAGGGGAUGCAUUCGAGGUGCAAAAAGAGAUAGAAGAUAUUUCUAAACUAAAGUCAUAUGAUACAAUUGAAAGAGUACUACAGUCAUUCGAUGUUAACGAUGGUCCCGAUUUUUUCAACAUACAACCCACACUUCCUCAAAAUGAAACAACGUAUGCACACUUCCCAAGACCAUUAUAUGGAAUGAAAAGAGCAAACUCUUUCUAA